Messenger RNA from Phoenix dactylifera (date palm), 1261 nucleotides. Its product is annotated as oxygen-evolving enhancer protein 1, chloroplastic. NCBI's taxonomy places the organism in Eukaryota, Viridiplantae, Streptophyta, Magnoliopsida, Arecales, Arecaceae. The record is from RefSeq and is a predicted model, not a curated record. Gene Ontology annotation, molecular function: oxygen evolving activity. Gene Ontology annotation, cellular component: photosystem II oxygen evolving complex. Gene Ontology annotation, biological process: photosystem II assembly; photosystem II stabilization.
CUUAUCCGCCACCCAAAUAAUACCUCCCCUCCCUCACAAAGAGGCUUCGGAUAGAUCGCUUGGAGAGAAGGAGAGAGAAGCGAAGAGGAAGAGAAGAGGAUGGCAGCGUCACUCCAAGCCGCGGCUACGUUGAUGCAACCGGCUAAGGUCGCUGCCACAGGCCGGAACCUGGCCGGGCAGCAACUGAGAACCGGUUCUCACCUCUCCAAGGCCUUCGGCUUCGAGCCCGCAGGAGCCAGGCUCACCUGCUCGCUCCAGUCGGAUCUCCGAGACCUGGCUCAGAAAUGCGCCGACGCCACCAAGCUCGCCGGCUUCGCCCUCGCCACCUCGGCCCUCGUUGUUUCGGGAGCGAACGCAGAGGGAGUGCCCAAGAGGCUGACGUACGAUGAGAUCCAGAGCAAGACAUACAUGGAAGUGAAGGGCACGGGCACCGCCAACCAGUGCCCGACCAUCGAGGGCGGCGUCGACAAUUUCGCCUUCAAGCCCGGAAAGUACCAGAUGAAGAAGCUCUGCCUCGAGCCGACCUCCUUCACCGUCAAAGCCGAGGGUGUCAGCAAGAACUCCCCACCUGAAUUCCAGAAAACGAAGCUCAUGACUCGCCUCACCUACACGCUCGACGAGAUCGAGGGCCCCUUCGAGGUCUCUCCCAGCGGCACGGUCAAUUUCGUGGAGAAGGAUGGCAUCGACUACGCGGCGGUCACCGUCCAGCUCCCGGGUGGCGAGAGAGUGCCAUUCCUGUUUACUGUCAAGCAGCUCGUGGCCUCGGGCAAGCCGGAGAGCUUCGGAGGGCAGUUCUUGGUGCCGAGCUACCGGGGCUCCUCGUUCCUCGACCCCAAGGGGAGGGGAGGGUCUACCGGUUAUGACAAUGCCGUGGCUUUGCCGGCCGGAGGGAGAGGAGAUGAGGAGGAGCUCACCAAGGAGAACAUAAAGAACACGUCGUCGUCGACCGGGACGAUCACGCUGAGCGUGACCAAGAGCAAGCCAGAGUCGGGGGAGGUGAUCGGAGUGUUCGAGAGCAUUCAGCCUUCUGAUACAGAUUUGGGGGCUAAGGUUCCCAAGGAAGUGAAGAUCCAGGGCAUCUGGUACGCCCAGCUCGAGUCGUAGAAGCUUUGCUGCUACUGUCGUUAGAGUCGACUGUAUCCUUCUCUUGGGCUCUUUCGGCUUUGAUUUUUCUUCUGCUUUUUGUUGAAACUGGAUAUAUAUAUAUAUAUAUAUAUAUAUGUAUUGUAAUAAUUUGUCUAAUGGCUAUAAUCAUGUUUCA